CGGCGGGCGCCGCGGGGCUGAGCGGCGGGCGGCCGGGGCUCCGCGGCCCCCGGGGGCACCCGCCCGCCCCGCCCGGCACCGCACCCGGCACCGCACCCGGCAGCGCACCCGGUACACACGGAUUUACGGCGCGGACUGCAGCCCCGGAGCGGCCCCCGCAGGGAUGGAGGGAUGUGUGCGCAGCUGGGAGCAGCAGGAGCAUGGCACAGCCCCACAGGGAUAGAUGUGAAGGUGGUUCCCUGUGAGGACACGGCGAGACCCUCCCAGACCCUGGAGGAGUGUGGGGUCUCACUGGGGCGAGGGGAGCUGCCCAUCCUGCCCAGCCGGCCAGGUCUGCCUGCUGCCCAAUCGCCUAGUGCAUUCCCAGGGAGCUGUACCAGGAUCUGGGGCUCGGAGCCUGGAGGUGCAUUAGCGCCGUCAGAUCGCUGGAGAGCCUGACAACAAUGGGGGACCUGCCACAGGAGAGGGACAUCCCUCCAGGAGGCCCCACACACCUGUGAGCCCUGGCUGCAGGUGGCAGAGGGUGUUCGGCCAGCCCUGGGGCUGGGGCCAGAGCUGUGGCACUUACGGAGCACAGCCAGCAAAGGGCCAGGAGCUGGGGUAGGGUCUGCAGGGGCAGCCUGGAGCCCCGGGAGAGCAGGGCUGCCUGCUGAGCCGCUGCUCCUCCAGGAACCUUCUCCUGGAGCUGGGGGACGGAGCAGCCCUUGGUUGCUGGGCUCACUGCAGAUGUCCCCUUGUGCCCCGCUGGCAGGGCUGCUCCCCUAGUGCCAGCUUGGAGGGACAGCUGCUCAUCUCACCAUGGUGCUGCCGCCGCCUGACAAGCGUCACGUCUGUCUGACCACCAUCGUCAUCAUGACCAGCAUGGCCUUCAUGGACGCCUACCUGGUGGAGCAGAACCAAGGCCCCCGCAAGAUUGGCGUCUGCAUCAUUGUGCUGGUGGGGGACAUCUGCUUCCUCAUCGUGCUGCGCUACGUGGCAGUGUGGGUGGGGGCAGAGGUGAAGACGGCCAAGCGGGGCUAUGCCAUGAUCCUGUGGUUCCUCUACAUCUUCGUGCUGGAGAUCAAACUGUAUUUCAUCUUUCAGAAUUACAAAGCUGACAAGAAGAACCUGGAGACGGUGGCCAGGAAAGCCCUGACCCUGCUCCUCUCCAUCUGUGUUCCGGGGCUCUACCUGGUGCUGGUGGCCUUGGACAGCAUGGAGUACAUACGGACCUUUCGGAAGAAAGAGGACUUGCGGGGACGCCUCUUCUGGGUGGCUCUUGACCUGCUGGAUAUCUUGGACAUCCAGGCUAACCUGUGGGAGCCGCACAGGACCGGCCUGCCCAUCUGGGCAGAGGGGCUCAUGUUCUUCUACUGCUACAUACUCCUCCUGAUCCUGCCUUGCGUGUCCCUCAGUGAGAUCAGCAUGCAAGGGGAGCACAUUGCCCCGCAAAAAAUGAUGCUCUACCCUGUCCUCAGCCUGGUCACCAUUAACAUCGUCACUAUCUUCAUCCGGGCCAUCAACAUGGUCUUGUUCCAGGACAGCAGGGUCUCCACCAUCUUUAUAGGCAAGAACAUCAUCGCCAUCGCUACCAAGGCAUGCACCUUCCUCGAGUACAAGCGGCAGGUGAAGGAGUUCCCCCAGAAUGCCAUCGCCCUGGAGCUCCAGCAGAACUCCCUCUCCCACAACCAGACCAUCCACAGCACACAGGGCAUCCCCCAUGAGCCAUCGCCCACCAGUGAGAUCCUUGACACAUGAGGGAUGGCCUGCAGACGAGCCUUGGUUCAGACAGCCCCAUGCCGAGUGGAGGAGGGAUACUGCUCUCUUGCUGCCACGGGGCGAGCGCAACGGACAAAUCCCAGCAGUGAGGGCUCUUCUAGGCACAAAACACCAACCAUGUUUUAAUUGAGCUAUGGAGUGUCCCCUAGACGUCUUCAUCUCAGGUAUAACCCUAGGAGUCCUCCAGACAAACCAAAUGAACUUGCAAAGGACCUGAACCAGCUAACCCUCUCUCUCCCUCCUGCCACCAUCUCCCCUCCUGAGCAAAGACCACUAAGGUUGCAAUGUCCCUUUUUACUCCUCAAGCACCUCACCUUUACUCCAAGCCUGGAACGAAGGUUUUGUUACCGGAGACCUUUUUAUGGAGUGGGGACAGGGGCAUGGGUGUUUGGGCUGGGGGGGAGGGUGGGACGUUUGAACCAGUAAACCCUGUGAUCGUAGAUGUCUCUUAUCUCCAAUGGUUGUGUUUACAGUUUCCUAUUUAUAACGGCUCCCAGGGGCUCCCGGGCUGCCCCAGGGGGCCGGUGUCCUUGCGGUGGGUGCUGGGCAAGAGCAGCAAGCCCUGCGUUGGGGAGCAGGGCAGGGGGCCAGCGUGGCUCCCCAGCCCUGGGAUGGGGGGGACUGCGCCUCCACCAGCACACUGUGCCGACUCUGCUGGGAGCAAUAUUUGACAAGCUAAAGCUAAUCUAAUGCUGGUGUUUUAUGUAUUUCAUUCAAUCCAAACAACUCAGCACAAUAUUUCUAUUUUUAGAAGGGUCUAUCUCCCCCCCACCGCCAUUGUGAGCCUCCCUGCCUGCAGCAGCUGUGCAGCCUGCCUGCAGGCGCAGGCACCCAGGAGGGCUUAGUAAUAAGGACAGCGACGAUGCCUUUCACCCCAGCAUCGAGCGUUUAUAAAGAGGGCUGCUUUCCACAGCUACUAUAUUUUUAAAAUUAAAUAUUUCCAAAAAAACCCCAAACCACAAAACCCCCAAAAGAGCUGGGAAGGACGUGCUGCCCCGGGCAGGCGGCUAGGUUCGGGUGGGGGGGCACGGGUCUCUGCCAUGCUGCUGUGACGGGGGCUCAGCUGGCCACGGGCAGCAUGGCGAGAGGCGAGGGCCAGCCAGACAAUAAAAGCCCCGUGAGAGCAAUGGCUUCUGGUGGUCUCUUUUCUGCCAGUGUGUGGAGGGAGGGAGGGGGGCAACUCGGGGGGCAGCUCCUGUACAGUCCAAAUCACUUGGGUCCUAUAUCUGCCUCCCCUGGACCCCCCAAGUGCCCUGCCGAGGUGCUGUGCCCUGCACUCAGCAAGCAGUGGGCACAGAAAGCAAAUAAAUAAUUUUUCCAGAUUAAAUGUUGCCCCAGGGGCUGGGCACCUCUCAGCUGCCUGCACCUGGGGGGAGGCGCAAGGAGACAAGCAGAAAAGCUGUAUCUCAAACACGCUGAAAUGGGAUAUUUUUGCUUUUUCUAAACCAAACAUUUCAUUUUGAGGACACAGAAUAAAAUGCCUGAUGCUGUUUACAUUUCUCUUCCACAUUUUCUCCGGGCUCUGCUCACCAAAUUUGACAUAAAUCCACAAAUCAUUGUAGUCUCUAUCUUUUCAGCCCAUCAUGAUCUGUCCAGACCGUUUUGCCCAGCCCUGGUCCAGCCUCCCAAAUUUAGGACCAGGCAAUCACAGCCCUGCUCAGCUGCUCUGUCACCCAAGGAUGACUUUGAAGGGGGGAGUUCUCUACAGGGAAUAAAUCCGCUGAGAAAUAAAAUGACACCUUUGCCAGCAGAAGUGAGUUUGCAGUAGAUUUAGCCAGCUGGAAAAGUUUCUUCCUCCUUUCCCUCAGAGAACAUGAAAGGAAGAGGGCAAGUGAUUUAAAAGGUAUUAGCAGAAAUUAAUUAAAUUGCUAAAUUAUUAUGGAAUACCUAUGGAAUUACAUAUUACAUCUCUACCGGUGCCAUUAAAAUACAUGCGAUUAACAUCAGUACAAUUAACUCCCAAGUAUCUAAUAUCAUUCUGCCACUCUUUUAGGUAAUUAAUUUAUGAGCUUUUGUUUUACAGCUCUUCCCUUGCACUGAGCGGAGGAAAACCUGCCGGUGCUGGAAGUGCGGUGCUGCUGGCUGCAGCGCGGUGCUGAGCGGCUGGGGCUGGCACCAGCUCAGGCAGCGCCCAGCAUCGGGCUGCACCCGCAGCAGGUGUUUUAUCCUGGGGAUAAAAUAAAUUACCCAGGGGUUACUCUGACAGGUUGUUGUGUGUAUUUUUGUUCUGUCUCAAGCCUGGUAGCUAGCUCUGCAGCCAUGCCUUAUAUUGGAAUGAAUUAAUAUUGCCUUGAGCCUGGUCUGUUGCUAAGGUUGCUUGGGGGGAUGUCUAGCUGUGCUCCCUGGGUGGAGCCGGGAUGGGAAGGGAAUAGUGCUUUAUCCUCCUGGUGCCGUAACCUCUGAGCAGGCUUAGGAGUCCCCACCACCUUUUCCCUGAGGUUGCAAGACACUGUUUUCCACUGCUGACAGAGAGUUGUCGUCUUGGUGGAGAGGGGUGUCCUUGGGGAAGGGCUGCCCUGAGCCCCUGCAUUAGGAGCAGCAGUGGGAGGAGAGGUCCUGGAGGCGAUGCUCACCUGGGAUGCAGUGCACUGCAUCAUUCCUGUAAAGGUGCUUGAGCACACUGGUGCUGGAAGCCUGCUCUGUGGUGAAGGGAGGGAGGAGAGGCUUUUCUCACCUUCUGCUGUUCAACAUCCCCUGGGGGCUCUGUGUGCAUCAUGUUUCUUACUCAGCAACACAACCCUUCCUUUUCAAAACCAUCUUGGAAGCAAGUCUUACGAGCCAGCCCCUCCACAGCAGCCGCCAGAGGAAGGCUGGGAAGUGAGGGGAGAGGAGAGCUGGCUGGGAGGGGUGGUGUGGCUGGUGGCUGCGAGCAGAAAGGAGAGCCAGAGCAGCCAGCAAAGAGCUGGGAGACAUGGAGACAGUGUCGCAAUGGGAGCACUGCAACUGCUCCUUGCCCAGUGCUUGCUGAGGGCAAUGCAAUGCAAACUGCCACCGCCACAAAAUCCAGCCCUGCCCGGCAGGUUCAAGAGCUCCAGGAGCCUUGGGACCGGCAGGAGGGAUGGCACAGUGGUGGUGGCCAUGCAGGGUGAGUGGCUCCCAGCCUGGCUGUUUGCUACGGGAAGGUGAUAUUUUGCUGCGGGCCAUGAGAACUAAAGGAAACAAUUAAAACUAAAUAGGCUGGAACUGAGCAAUUUUUCAGCUUUCCACUGAGAAGGUGUAUUGGCAAAAGAGCUCCUUUGUGAAAUGCUAAAUCCUCCUGGCAAGCUGUAGACUCCCACCUGCUGAAGUGAAGGCAGCACAGCAAUAAUGCAGAAGGGGUGCAAAUUCCCAGCCCUCCAGUGGAAAACCCACAGAGCAGCAUCCCUUGCUGCCAUUCAGAAACAGGCCACGGGCAUGAGGGAUCUCCUGCCCUUGGCGGGGAGAGGCUGGUGGUGCUUUUGGGGGCCCAAGUGGUGCUUCCCUAUCGGUUGCCGACCUGCUGGGCAGUGCUGAGGUGAAUGUCUCCUUCCAAACCAAGAGACAGCUCCUGGAGGAGCCAGCUUCAGCCUGUAGCUUGUAGGAGAUGCCAGGGUGAUGGUACCUCUCGAGAUGCAAAACCCCAAGCUUCUCUGAGCCUUCCUGUCAGGCUGGUCCUGAAGGGCAGCAGCUUGUUCCAGUCCUGUGCAGCCACAGGUAAUCUGUGCUCACUCCCUGGGCAGUGGGGAUGGGCUGGACAGAACCCAUCUACCUCCUGAGCAUUGCAGAACUGCAAAAGGAGCUGACAAGUAAGGGGAGCAAAGCAUCACACUCGGGCAAAUCCAUCUGAUGAAGAGGCAGCAACAGGCUGGUGCUGCUGCAUGCCCAGCGCCGCCUGUGAGAAGAGCCUGGAUCUAGCUCUUGUGUCCCCACAGCCUGGAGGUACCUGCAGGACCUCCACCCUUCUUGCUGCCUUGGGCUGAAUCACCAGAUAUUUUAUCCUCCUGGGGGCUCGCAUCCCGCAUGCAGCAGCACAACCACCUUGCUGCUGCACUGACCCAUGUAUCCCACAGUCAAGGGCACUGGGAAGGCAAGUGGGGUGCGAGCUGUAGCUUUUCUUUCCCAGCUACAGCUGCUCUCAUGUGUCCUGCUUGUCCUCUGAUGAUUUGAUGUUGGCAGGUGAAAAUAUCUGAUGCUGCACCCCACGUGUAAGGCUGGUAUCAGGCACCACACCCUGCGGUCCUGCAGCCAGAUUCUCUGCAUGAGCAUGGCACUGGUGUCUUUUCAGGGUCUGAAAGUGCUUGGGAGGAUUGAGGAGAAGACAGACAAUGCAGCACAAGAAUGGCCCUGCAGCCAGGCUGGCUCUCGGCAGCGUGAGACUUUGCAAACCACACGCCAAGAGCAGGGUGCCUGGGGACAGGUUGCCCUCCCAGCCCAGCAUCUGUUCCUUUUUCCUGAGGUUUAAUUACUGCUCCCACCCGAGUACUUCCCAGUGAACAGGCUCCCUCACAGCCAGCCACAGACAAACACCCACUGCUGCUUUGGGGUGCCUGAGAGCAUCACCUCCUAAAGGAACCCCGGGAAGGUGCAGGGGGCAGAAGCUGCCUGGGCUGCGGGGAAGCCAAGGCAGGGUGCAGGGAGGUGCUGUCCUGCAGGCAGGAGAGCAGUGGGAUGCUUUGCCUCCUAACAUGUACCGCUCCGAUGUCCUCCUCAAGCACACCAUGUGCUUGCGUGCACAGCCCUGCUGAGCAGCCACCAAGCCGUACGGCGGGGAGCGAGUGAGGCUGUCAGGUUGUAUCUAACUGGGCAGGGUAAAAAGGUUCUCCAUUCCCUCCUUGGCAAAACCCAUAGCGCUGCCUGUGGGGUCCCAUGCAUUCUGGUGCCACCCAGUGUAGCCCCAUGCACUGCCACCUUGGCACGUAUGCAAAGAAGACUUUCUUUAUUUUCUUUUCUUUUGUUCAGUCUGGGUUAAUUUGUUGAGCAGAGGGAGACUGAGCAUUCAUGCCAAUAACUGUUUUCCUCCUGCCUGCCCCAGAUUCACUGCACUUUUUAAGCUCAGGCCAAGGCUGCAAUAAAAAACAAAGGACAGGUGUCCAGAGCACCAUAACAGCAAUUCCCGUCCUCCUAAAUUCCUCCUGCCCAGGCUCUGUGGCAAAAGUUUGAGCUUCUCAUUAAUUUAAUCCUGACUUUGAACACCCUGGAUUUUUCAGCUGUGUCUGGUUUUUAGGUCUGGCAUCCUUGAAGGGUAAUAUCCAUUUAAGUUACUUGUUCGGGUUUGCUCAUUUAAUUUCACCUUAAUAAAGAUUUUAUGUGGUUUUGACAUGUUCAGUGUCUCAAAUGUAUUGACACGGCAGCCUGAAGAAGCAUUAUGACCAUAAUAGCUCAGGAAGCAUUAAAAAGACCCCGGCAAGGUAUAUUGAUUGCCCUCUUUCACAGUUGUUUGAAGACAAAGACCAGUCAUAGGGAAGAGCAAGUACUGUAUUUUGGUUUUAUGUGAGCUUCCCUGAUGUUACAGCAUUUUAUGUGUGCAAAAGGCAUUUGCAAAAAUAUCUGUACAAGUCCUUC
Molecule: messenger RNA, 7278 nt
Organism: Falco peregrinus (peregrine falcon)
Lineage: Eukaryota; Metazoa; Chordata; Aves; Falconiformes; Falconidae
Gene: TMEM121
Product: transmembrane protein 121
Exons: 2
Coding region: 799-1737 (312 amino acids)
Source: RefSeq, a predicted model, not a curated record